Molecule: messenger RNA, 1707 nt
Organism: Salvia miltiorrhiza (redroot sage)
Lineage: Eukaryota; Viridiplantae; Streptophyta; Magnoliopsida; Lamiales; Lamiaceae
Product: histone-lysine N-methyltransferase ASHH3
Exons: 13
Coding region: 255-1388 (377 amino acids)
Biological process (GO): regulation of DNA-templated transcription
Cellular component (GO): chromatin; nucleus
Molecular function (GO): histone H3K36 methyltransferase activity; protein binding
Source: RefSeq, a predicted model, not a curated record
AUACAAGGGACAAUAGUGCCUUUUCAUCUCUCAAUUUUGGAAACCCUAGCCGCCGCACUGCACACGCAGGCCAAAUCUUGUGGUUUCUUCGUCGUCGAAGACAACUGUCGGCGGCCGCUCUCUGCCGUUGCCGAGAGAUUCGGAGAAUUCCAGCGGCGUAUUCUUCAAUUUUGAAGUGUGCGAGAAUCAUAAGUGUUUUGCUUUACUUGAUGAUAGAAAUAGCUCUCUGUUACUAUUAGUUCCAAUCGAAGCCCAUGCCUGCAAUGAAGAAGAACGCUGUGUGCGUCGGGAUUGGGCAGUUAUUCAAUAAAUUGGUGAAGGAGAUCGGAAGCCCAGUUGAUUUUGAACUUCCCGAGUCUUUCAAUAAAUGGAAACCGACAUCUUCUUACUCAUAUAUCAGACGCAAUGUAUAUCUUACUAAGAAGAUAAAAAGGCGGCUUGAGGAUGAUGGCAUCUUUUGUUCCUGCAGUUCAUCAAUCGGGACUUCUGGUGCUUGCGGUAAAGAUUGCCUCUGCGGUAUGCUAAUGUCGAGCUGUUCUUCGGGCUGUAAAUGUGGGAACUCAUGUCUAAAUAAACCAUUUCAACAAAGGCCCAUGAAGAAGAUGAAGACUGUGCAGACUGAGAAAUGUGGAAUGGGUGUUGUGGCAGAAGAAGACAUCAAUCAAGGAGAUUUUGUGAUAGAAUAUGUUGGAGAAGUUAUUGAUGACAAGACAUGUGAGGAAAGACUCUGGAAAAUGAAACACCGUGGUGAAACAAAUUUUUACCUCUGUGAAAUCAAUCGAGACAUGGUUAUCGAUGCAACUUAUAAAGGAAACAAGUCGAGAUACAUUAAUCACAGUUGUUGUCCAAAUACCGAAAUGCAGAAGUGGAUGAUUGAUGGUGAAACAAGGAUUGGGAUAUUUGCAACCUGUGAUAUUAAGAAGGGCGAGCAUCUGACCUAUGACUAUCAGUUUGUGCAGUUUGGUGCAGAUCAAGAUUGCCACUGUGGUGCUACUGGUUGCCGAAAGAAGCUGGGAGUUAAACCCACUAAACCUAAAAUACCUUCAGAUGCUGCUUUGAAAAUAGUAACAUGUCAAGUGGCUACAAACUGUCCAAAACUAAAAGCAGUUGUAACAAAUAAACCUGUCUAUAUGAAUGGAGUUCCUGGUAUAGGUAUGCUGCUCCAGCUACUCAAUGGAUGUCUAAGUCAGGAUCCUUCACAGUGGAAAAAGAGGCGUCUGAAUUGCAUCGGUUCAGUAAUUAGAAUUGAUCAAAUAUCAGAUAGAAGGUCCUUUGGGAUAAUAAGACGCUUUGAUAGUGAUACGAGAAAACAUUUGAUCAUGUUUGAAGAUGGAAAUUCUGAAUUCCUGGACCUGUCAAAAGAAGAGUGGGAAUUUUGUAAUUUCUGAACAUGAUUCAGGAGAGCUUCAACUAUUUAGAGUAGAUGUUGGAAGAUUGUUAUACACAUACGAUAUGUAUACUGUGGGCUCGUGAGGCCCUAUUUUCUAGUAAAUGUCGAUUUUCCAAUAUGUUUCCAUUGUUUGUAAUAGCAUCUGCAAGUGUAACAUUUUCAAUUGAAGCUGCAUUAUCAAGAUUAGUUUCAUCGAAUAGUAUAGUUUGAAUGUUGACUUUAUGAUCAUCCAACACAUUUUAUGGGAAAAUCAUAAAUGUAAGUUAAUUUGUACAAGUGACUGUUACCUUUAUUUAUAAAAAUUGUUAUUUUUACAA